This is a messenger RNA of Striga asiatica, 348 nucleotides long. The record is from the annotation of a GenBank genome assembly. Lineage: Eukaryota; Viridiplantae; Streptophyta; Magnoliopsida; Lamiales; Orobanchaceae.
AUGAAGAGUAAGGAGAAGAAGAAGGACCGUUUAGUUGAGGGGUACAUUGCAUACGGCUUCAAGAGGGCGACUUUGGUGGUGUUGGGCUGCAUAUAUGAUGGGUUCAGAUUCUCUACGCUCUGGUACAGGUUUAAUACUGAACCCGCGGCCUUAUUAUUUCCCUGCUUGCCAACGAUGGCACCCACCGGCAUGGAGAGGAUGCGAAACAGGAAAUCGGCAAAAUCCUUGCCGGCCUCCGCAAAAAAGACCCUUUUGCCCUGCGUGUCCACCAACAGCUUUAGGGUUAACUUGGAGGAGGGCUCCACGCCGCCUUUUGACUUUUCUGCCAUAGUAUACUAUAGAUUUUGA